AUGAGUUUGGUUUUCCGCGGUGAGUGGCUGCUGCUCCUGAACCUUCGUCGGACCCGAGCCGCGCCUGUUUCGUUCCCCGAAGCCAUGGCGGCGCCUUUACCUGCCUCCUGCGGUGCCUCCUUUUUUCUUCUGGCCCCCCUCCGUCCAUGUGCAGCUGGCUCGUCCCCGCGUCUCUUCCUCCCUGGAGGGAGGAAGGCAAGCGCGUGCCUUCCAAACGGAGUCAAACAGACUCCCCGCAGUCUUGCCCACCUCAGCGUUCGAGCCCGCGGGUCGCGGGUGUAUCCCCUCGUCCGCAGUCGGCCUGGUGUGGAGGCCAAAGAGCUUCCGGAGACGGCGCGGCUCCAGCGCGGUGAGGCGUGUCGCGACGAGGGCUGGUUGUGGGCAGCCUGCGCCUCCGCCCAGGGCGGGCCUCUCGCGAUCGCUGCGGGUCUGCGGGUCUGCGGCGUCCCUCCGCAAAGGCCGAACGCCCUGACGGCCGUGGCGCCGCCGUCGUCUUCCGCUCGCGGUGCGUCGCUUCGCGCUGGAGCGCCCUCCGCUCUCUUGGCAGUUUCCUGUCGCGGCGCGUUUCAGCAGUCGUCCCCCGCGCGCGCCUUCGCGGCUCGUGCGUUCUCCGCGGUCGCGAGUCGGCAGCCGUCUGAAGCGGAGGCAGCCCAGCCGUCCGCCGCUGCCAAGUCGGAGCGCAACGCGAAUCCCGCCCACGGCCAGCGAACAGGGCAGUCUGCCCCGAAGGAAGGGUCGUUUCCCAAGCGCCUCAGCGAGGAGCCCGCUGGGCCCCUGCGCGAGCACGCGCGCCAAGAAGGCCCCGGCGACGGCUCCGCGCCGCCUCCGCCGAGGCGCAGCAUGCCCCUUCUGCUCGCCAGUCUGAUGGCACUGUCGGGCGUUGCCAUCGGGCUCGUGGUCUACGACGCGAUUCUGGCGGAGAACGCGCUGCUGUAUGGCGCCUGGAAGUUCGACUGGGACGCCGCGUGGCUCCAAGAAGCCGCCAGGCGCGAGGCGCAGCUGGCCGCGCAAGGCAUACAAACUCACCCGCCCGCGGCCGUCAAGGCUGCCGAGGCGGGUGCGCACCUACGCCCUCCCACGCGCCAGAUUAUCCUCGUUCGUCACGGUCAAUACGCAAAUGUCGCCUCAGCGAACGACGACGAGCAGGGCCUCACGGAGCGCGGCAAGGCGCAAGCCGCCAUCACCGGUCGCAGGCUGAAGGAGCUGCUCAAGGACCAACACGUUGUGGCCAUUUGGCACAGCAACAUGAAGCGCGCGAGAGAGACAGCUGAAAUCAUUCACAAAGAAGCUUUCGAAGACACCCCCCUCCUCCAGGACCCCGUUCUAGCUGAGGGAGUGCCUGCGGAACCCGUUCCCCCGUCGCGAACUUUCAAGCCAAGCGCAGAAGAGGUCAUGGUCGACAGUGCGCGCAUUGAGCAGGCUUUCCGUCGUUACUUUUAUCGUGCGCUGCCGCCACCCCCUCCAUCUAACUCAGCGGCAGGUCCUUCAUGUCCGCCCUCUGAGGCAGAGAAGCCUUCCGGUCCCACUCCAGAGAGCAGUUGCGGAAAUGACUCGUACAUUAUCCUUGUCUGCCACGGAAACGUGAUUCGAUAUAUGUUGAUGCGGGCUUUGCAGCUGCCUGGGUGUGCGUGGCUGCGCUGGGCGACGUACAACGCAGGCAUCAGCUGGAUCAGCAUAGAUUCGAAAGGGUAUGUCUCUUGCAGAGAAUUUGGCGACGUAGGACACCUACAGGCGGAUAUGAUAACUUACCACUAG
Messenger RNA from Besnoitia besnoiti, 1755 nucleotides. RefSeq names its product phosphoglycerate mutase. The record is from RefSeq and is a predicted model, not a curated record. The coding region runs from base 1 to 1755 and encodes 584 amino acids. Gene Ontology annotation, biological process: positive regulation of mitochondrial fission. Gene Ontology annotation, cellular component: mitochondrion. NCBI's taxonomy places the organism in Eukaryota, Apicomplexa, Conoidasida, Eucoccidiorida, Sarcocystidae. The transcript has 5 exons.